Messenger RNA from Paramormyrops kingsleyae, 1590 nucleotides. RefSeq names its product transmembrane protein 268 (gene tmem268). NCBI's taxonomy places the organism in Eukaryota, Metazoa, Chordata, Actinopteri, Osteoglossiformes, Mormyridae. The record is from RefSeq and is a predicted model, not a curated record.
GAGAACGAAGAGGGGGAGAGUUAUACGUGUAAGGAGCCGCAGUGUGUACACGCCGAACUCCGAGGAGGCUUGACUGGCGUAUACUGCUCCGUGACCGCAUCGGUGCCGGUCCCCACACUCACAGACGCUGCGCUUGAGAGGACUGCGAUCGUACAGUAUGUCGCGGAGGACAAGUCGACGCUUGACGAAUAGAAUAUCGUAGUUUCUGGCAUCCAGAGCAGAAUAACUGGACGCCAAAAUGGUGCUGUCACCUGGAAAGGGGGAGCAUGACGACAUGAGUGCUGAGGUCCGUUCUGGGCGGGUGACGAUCCAAUCAGAGAGUGACGGGGAUUAUCGAGGCGACAACGGCCGCUGCCUCUGGGCCGAGGCCAGCUCCUCGUUGUGCAGUCCUGCAUUCGAUUUGACGUGCUGCAGAGCCCAGCUGGAGAGGACUGGCUUCCAGAUUCCUGUUGAAGAUUUUGAAAUCCCGCUUGGGAAAGCAUUGGAUGCCCCUCCUGUACGAAGAUACCUUUUCUUCAGCUCUUCUAUUUCACAUUUCUUCAUAGCAGUGGCGGUGUACGUGGUGAUGUGGUGUGGCUUGUACUCAACUGUACACCUAUACUUUGGCUUCUACCUCUCGGAUUUCUGGAUCCUCUGUUUUGCCGUCACACUGCUGUCCGUGAUUGUCACGUCUGUGAUCAUCUUUGUCCUCUAUCACAGCAACAAACAGAUCAACAUUAACACAGAUGUCAGGCUGAUUCAGGUGAACGAGAGGCUGGUCAGACAUGGAUUAUUGGUGGGUCUAGCAGAUUGGGUGCAUCACUGUGUUGGCGUACAACAGCUGUUCUUAGUGCACUGGGAUCUCUCACCCUGUCUGGGGGCUCUGACAGAAACCCUGGAGGAGAUGAGCUUCAUUAGGGAUGAAGUGCAGCACAAACUCAACAAGAAAAUGUCCCACCUCCUCCUCGCAACAAAAGUCACAAACUUGCAUGAAGAAGAUAGCUCAUACACUGAGGAAGGGGCUGAUGAAGAGCGCCCCCUAUUGGUGGAGAAUGAACAGGGCUCUGGUAGUACUCCUAUUACCCAGAGGGAGGAUAUAAAACUCACCAAGGAUUACAGCCUUGUACCAGACUGCAACCUCCCCAUCCAGGAAACAGCAUACCGUCUCUUGCUGACGUACAGCGCCGCCUAUGUCAGGCUAAUGGUGUCCAAGAGGCUUCCCAUGUCAUCACAGCGCCCCCUAUCCUCCAGGAGGGCUCACUGCAGCAAUGCCUCCCUUUGCCUCUGUCAGUAUGUUUGCAAAAAAGUAGACAUAGGCAGAGGGCACAGCAGGAGGGAGUAGGAAUAACAAGAACAGGGCCAGCCAUCAUAUUUGGACAGUGGGAGGCUGGAAAAGUAUCUAAGAUGGAAAAGGAAGCAAUCUGCUUUUCCUUGUACAGUAUGUAUUUUUGGAAAUGUCCAUAAAAAAAUUGUCAUAAGUUGAGCAGAAAUACCUUUAUCUGAUUGGAGGGUUUAAAGUAUCUGAAGGUUUUAUACAUUAAUAUAACAGUAAUUUAUGUCAAUACCUUUCUCCAGUGAUGCACUGAUAUGGAUGAGAGAUUGCUCAGAGUA